Molecule: messenger RNA, 2862 nt
Organism: Diospyros lotus (date-plum)
Lineage: Eukaryota; Viridiplantae; Streptophyta; Magnoliopsida; Ericales; Ebenaceae
Product: flowering time control protein FCA
Exons: 19
Coding region: 135-2483 (782 amino acids)
Cellular component (GO): cytoplasm; ribonucleoprotein complex; nucleus
Molecular function (GO): protein binding; mRNA binding
Source: RefSeq, a predicted model, not a curated record
GCAGGCGGCACUGCACUCUCGUCUUUCCUCACCCCCAAUCUCUCUCUCUCUCUCUCUCUGUUUCGAGAGUCCUUGUCUAGGGUUAGGGUUUUGUUGUUUUCAGAUUUUGUAUUUCCUUUUGAAUAGUUUCUGUAAUGGACAGACACAGAGGGGAGCGCUAUGGUAACAACGCAGACACCCACCACUAUAGGCACUCCAGGGGCCCGCCUCGCUCCUCUUCUGACGGCCCUUUCAACCACCACCACCGUCGUAGCCCUGCCAAUUAUCGCGGCGGGGGAGACCGGCAUCAACAUCGUCCUUUCGACAGCCCGCCCCGUUAUCCCGCAGGAGGAGGUGGCGGCGGCGGCGGACCUGGGGGAUUCGGACCAGUAGGCGGCGUCGGAGAUGGUGGGUUCCGACCACCAGACGGCGGCGGGUUUAAUUCCAAUCACCAGGCGCCUCUCUCUGGCCAGAAACGGGGGUACUCCUACUCUGGCCGAGGAGGGUCUCCAGAUCGCUUUGAUGGUGGCAAUUUUGCCAAACUUUUCAUUGGAUCUGUUCCAAAGACAGCUACUGAAGAAGAUAUUCGCCCUUUGUUUGAGGAACAUGGCAAUGUUCUAGAGGUUGCUUUAAUCAAAGAUAAAAGAACUGGGCAACAGCAAGGAUGUUGUUUUGUAAAAUAUGCUACUUCAGAAGAAGCCGAUAGGGCAAUUCGAGCUUUACACAACCAGGUCACUUUACCUGGGGGCGUGGGUCCUAUCCAAGUAAGAUAUGCAGAUGGAGAAAGGGAACGCCUUGGGGCAGUUGAGCACAAGUUGUUUGUUGGCUCACUGAAUAAACAGGCUAAAGAAAAGGAAGUUGAGGAGAUCUUUUCACCUUAUGGUCAAGUUGAAGAUGUUUAUCUCAUGCGUGACGAAAUGAAGCAGAGUCGUGGGUGUGGAUUUGUUAAAUUUUCUCACCGAGAAAUGGCGAUGGCUGCUAUCAACACUCUUAAUGGAAUAUAUACAAUGAAAGGGUGUGAUCAACCAUUAACUGUUCGGUUUGCUGAUCCAAAGAGGCCUAGAGCUGGAGAGUCAAGGGGUGGUCCUUCAUUUGGAGGCCCAGGUUUUGGUCCCCGGUUUCCAGCCCCAGGAGUUAGAUCAAUCCCAAACCUUGGUGACCCCAUGCCUGGUCGUGCACCAUCUAAUGCUUGGCAAACAACGAGUCCUCAGAAUCUAGGGUCCUUUCCAAAUGCUGGCAUACAAGGUUUUGGUAAUCAGAUACUUCCUCGAUCUGCAGAUGCGACCAUGAAUUCAACUUUGGGUGGUCCUCCGGGGGCUGCAGAUGGGUUGCUACCUGGACUUGCUGUUUCAUCAUCUUCAUUGCAGCAGGGUUUUAACCAGUCUUUGCCACAAGUCCCCUUAGUUGGGCAGCAGCAACUGUCACCCCUACAGAAGCCACUUCAGUCAGCUCAAGACUUACCAUCUUCCCUGCAGUUACCCCAACAUAUUCCAUCAUCUUACUCACAGUCACUGACUUCCCUUGCAUCAGUCCAGCAACUUGGUCAACUACAAAUUCCUCAGUCAGCAGGUCAAACCCCCUUCAAUCAGGCAUUGCCAACUCAACAGUUGCUUGGUUUGAGUGGACAGUUAACUGCUUCUCAGCCUCCGGUCCAGCAGAAUGCAUCUGUGCAACAAGCACCUAUGAAUAUUAAUAUACAACCGCAUCACCUUUCUGCCAUAGCAAAUCAACAACAGCUACCCACUAAUGUUCAGCAGCAACUGCUUCAGCCACACCAGCAAUCACCUUCUCAGUUUGCUCAGAUGCUGUCCCAGCAGAAACAGACACUGCAGGCUAGCUUUCAAUCAUCUCAGCAGGCAUUCUCUCAGCUUCAGCACCAGUUUCAGCUGAUGCAACCUUCUAAUCAAAAUCCAAUUUCACAGCAAAGUUCUCAGGCUGCUAAACAGCAGGCUCCUUGGACUGGUAUGAUACCACAGACAGGUGCCAGCACUACUUCAGUUGCUUCAGUGGCAGAUGUGCCACCCGUCUCAUCUUCUGCUCCAGUUCUUCCAACCACCCAGGCAGUAGUAGCUCCUGCAAAGUGUAGUUGGACAGAACACACCUCUCCUGAUGGACACAAGUAUUACUAUAAUAGUUCAACUGGUCAAAGCACGUGGGAGAAGCCAGAGGAGUUGACGUUGGUUGAACAACAGAAGCAGCAACAGCAAAAACCAUCAGUUCAGCAGCCUCAAACCCAGAUGCACCCUCAAAGUGUGUCUACGCAGCAAGUUUCACAGACACAACAUGCUCAAUUUCAAGCACAGCUCCGCUACCCGCAACAAUUGCAGCAAAGUUCUAUGCCGAUGUCGUAUCAGGCUUCGGGAGUUACAAGUCACCAAAAUAUGCAGGAACUUGGUUAUAUCCAAUCACAAGGAGCUGCUGGUUCUGUUAAUGAUCCCUCGCGCUUCCAGCAAGGGCUUCAUGCUGCUCAGGAUUGGAUGUGGAAGAAUAAGCCUUCAGAUUGAUGUUGAAUGCCUCCUGCUGUGGAUCGAUUUACCUCAUAGGAACUUGAUAUGAAAGGGCAAAAAGUUGGAGACUAUAACUCAGCAAGUUGGCGGAUAUAAAGUUGGAACUAGAAACUGAAUUGCGGCGAUAAGGCAGGCUGGCCAGUGGCCUUCUGUCUCGAACUCAAAAGCCUACUGGGUUGUGUAAUAGCAAAAAAACCUCACAUUUUCCUCAUCUUUUCCCCUCCUUUUUAAUUUCAGUUUUUUUGCUUUGACAGUUGCUCGCACAAAGUUUCCUUAGUUAAAAGCUUGUAAGUUUUUAAUGUACGCAUUGGUAGAUUUUCGAUAACCAAAUAUGUAACGUUUAUGGUUGUGCUAAUUGAUGCUUUACCUGCACAUA